CUUGGGUUCACGCGCCCACAUGCGUCUUUCUCGUGUCUGAUCUGGAUUUAGAUCAAAAGAAUCUCUCUCUUUCUCCUUCUCUCCUAUGAACAAAAAAAACAAUACACAAGACACGAAGCUGAGAGUGGACAAUGCUUCAAGCUACGGAGUAAAAAGACAUCAUUCUCUUUCUUGCGCAGCAAGUUAAAGGUUAAGAUCCUGAUCCAGUUGCUGACUUGACCCGACACGAAAGUUGAGAUUUUGAUCCGGUUUCUGAUUGACGCAUCUGGAAAAGGUUAGGUUUUUGAUCUGAAAAUGGAGGGCAUUGAUGUUUCCAAGUACACACACAGCUCUGUGCACAGAGCCGUUGCUUCAAGAGACCACACGACUCUCAGAUCAAUCCUCUCUUCCCUCCCAACCCCACGAGACCCUUCCGAGAUCCAAUCAGAAGCAGACUCCUUAUCCGAGGAAGCUACAUCCGACGCCAUCUCCUCCGUUAUCGACAGAAGAGACGUGCCACGCCGCGACACGCCUCUCCAUUUAGCUGUGAAGCUCUGUGAUGCAACAGCAGCCGAGAUGCUGAUGGUGGCCGGAGCUGAUUGGACUCUGCAGAACGAAGAUGGCUGGAACGCGUUGCAAGAAGCUGUCUGCAGCAGACAAGAGUCUAUUGCCAUGAUCAUCGUGCGUCAUUACCAGCCUCUAGCGUGGGCUAAAUGGUGUAGGAGGCUGCCUCGUUUGGUAGCAACGAUGAGGAAGAUGAAAGACUUUUACUUGGAGAUGAGUUUUCAUUUUGAGAGCUCUGUUGUGCCUUUUGUAUCAAAAGUUGCUCCUUCUGAUACUUACAAGGUGUGGAAAGUGGGGUCUAAUCUGAGAGCGGAUAUGACGAUGGCUGGGUUCGAUGGUUUCAAGAUUCAGAGGUCUGAUCAGAGUAUAUUGUUUCUUGGUGAUGGGUCUGGAGAUGGUAAGGUUCCUCGUGGGUCGCUUUACAUGGUGAAUCAUAAGGAUAAACAAGUGAUGAAUGCGUUGGAUGGUGCGUCUAGUGUUGCCUCGGAUGAAGAUGUUAAGAAAGAGGUGGCUGCCAUGUGUAGAAGCAAUAUCUUUAGACCAGGGAUCGAUGUGACGCAAGCGGUUUUGAAUCAGCAGAUGAACUGGAGGAGGCAGGAGAAGAGUGAGAUGGUUGGUCCUUGGAAAGCUAAGGUUUAUGAGAUGAACAAUGUGGUUGUUAGUAUUAAGUCUAGAAAAGUUCCUGGUGAUAAAGACAACGGUGGUGGUGAUGAUGAUCUCUGCGAUGUGUUAACGGAUGAAGAGCAGAAGCAACUAGAGGCUGCUCUUAAGCUGGACUUACCAGAGUUCCCAAAUGUCAAUAGUGAGAAUGGUUUUGAUUCUAGUCCUUCUAACAAGAAAGCGGAAAAGAAAGGGUGGUUGGGAGGUUGGAGAAAGAAAGAGACGACAAUGAUUAAGCAGGAGAAGGAAAUUAAGUAUGCACCUCCGAGAAGCUCUCUAUGUGUGAAUGAGAAGGUGAGCAAUCUUCUAGGAGAUACUAAUCAGAUAAAACCAGGAAGACACUCAGUAGAUAAUGAGCAUAUGAGGAAGGCAAGAGUAUCAUCAUCAUCAUCAUCAUCAGCGACGAGUAAGAGUUGUCACCAAGAGAGCGAAUACAAGAAAGGUUUACGUCCUGUACUCUGGCUAUCUACAAGCUUCCCGUUGCAGACAGAAGAGCUGCUUCCUUUGCUUGACAUACUCGCUAACAAAGUCAAGGCUAUUCGUCGUCUCAGGGAGCUUCUUACCACAAAGCUUCCCGCAGGGACAUUUCCAGUAAAGGUAGCUAUUCCAGUGGUACCGACGAUAAAAGUGCUCGUGACAUUCACAAAGUUUGAAGAGCUUGAUCCUGCAGAUGAGUUUAAGACACCUCCCUCAAGUCCUACUGCUUCUUCUGGAUAUGAGAGUCCAGCUGCUGCAACUGACUUCACCAACUCAUCGUCGUCUUCGUGGUUUCGUAGAGCGAGAUCAAACAAAGAUGGUUCGAGCAGCAAGUCUCAAACUAUGCAAGACCCAUUUGCUAUCCCGGCAGGUUAUACAUGGGUGAGUGCUGAAUCAAAGAAAAAGAAACCAGAGACACAGAAAGUCAAAAAGGGUAAAAAGACAGAGCAAGUUAGCUAACAUUGCUCCCCGAGUCUUCUUGAAACAGUUUAAUACUAACCUACUACUACACAGACAGAUUGGUUAUGAAAAGACAUUGAAGAGAAAGGGUUAUGCUUUUUUUAUUGGAUGGGAGGGACUCUGACUUUGCAAUCUGCAAAGAGAAAGUCUAUAACAAAACUCUGAUGGUGAUGCGAUUUGAUUCAACUUUUGAUUCUUUUGUAACAUAACUCAUAAAAUUUGCAAUGAAAUUGGUUUCUUUUUUGGAAUGGCUUUCUUCCUUUUUUUUUUUUGUUAAAAUGUAUGUUGCUGAGACCUGCAACUACGAUCAAAUGUUUAAAUUUUGUUUGUCAUAAUAUUUUGCUGACUAGUUAGUUGCAGCGACUUUUGUAGAAAAUUUUCAGGCAUAUAAAUAAAUGAAC
Messenger RNA from Eruca vesicaria subsp. sativa (arugula), 2540 nucleotides. NCBI's taxonomy places the organism in Eukaryota, Viridiplantae, Streptophyta, Magnoliopsida, Brassicales, Brassicaceae. The record is from the annotation of a GenBank genome assembly.